CCCACAUAGUGAGAAGGGACAAGUCAGGAACACCGUUAAAAAGUCACACUCCUGACAACUGAAAACUCAACUCAAAUAUAAACAACCAAGCUAAGGCGCGUUGGCGUGCAUGUGUCCCUAGCGUAAUUUUAACCCCCUGGUACUGCAUGGAUGGCUGGCCUGGCUAUGAAGAGCAGCUCAAGGCCAAGACUGCUGCGUCCAAGCCCUAACGAGCUGCAGGAGACACUUAGACAGGAGAGGGAGAAGUGGAGGGUGUUCCGCAUUCAACAGGUGCGGGAACAAGCCAGGCAGGAGGCCCAGCGGGUGAGGGAGGCAGUGCGGAGGCGGGAGAGGCAGCUGCUGGAUGACCUGCAGCAGGACGUGGAGGCCACCUGGCAGAUGAAGAAGGAGCAGCGAGUCACCCAGCUGGAGACAGAAUACCUGGAGUGCCUGAGCAAUAUUGGCCAGGCUCACAGGCAGGCCAAGGAACAGCCCAACCCAGAGGAGGUCCUGCAGCAGCGAGCAGAGCACAACCAGCGGGUGGCAGCUCUGCGUGGGCAGGAGGCAGGCAGGCAGCAGAGGGAAGAAGCACAGCAGCAGCACCACCAGAAGGACAGACUCCUCAGGCAGCGGCAAGAUGUCCUACGCCUGGAGAAGCUGCGGGCCAGACAUGUGGCGGACCUGCCGGUGCCUCAAGCCUUCAGGAAAAAGAUAGUGAAGGAGAAGAUGGCGCCGGCAAAGGUAGCAUUCCAUGAGGCAGGCACCUUCACCACCACCCACUAUGUGCCGCAGAAUGUCAGGGUGGAGAAGGAAGUCUGGUCCUCCAAGCCAAGUGCCAAGGAGAAGGCAGCAACAGAAGAGGCAGAGAGAGCAAGGCAGGAUGAGGCACGGCAGAGGCAGAUUGAGGAGGAGUGUGCAAGGAGGGAGCAGCGAGGGCGAGAGGCAUUGAAGAGGGAGCACCUGAGCCGCCUCCUGGAGCACCUGGUGGCCGGCCUGGAUGAGGCGCAACGUCAGCACCACCUCUCGCUCUUCCUGCAUGGCAAGGAUGGUGCUGUGUGGGAAACUGAGGAGACACAUCUGAAGGAGCAGGUCCACCAGCAGAGACAGAUGGAAGAGGCAGUGGAGGAACUCUUGCAGAAGGAGGAACAUGAAAAGCAAGAGAAGGAUAAGGAAGAUGUGAGAAGUGGUGUCAUCCCUGAGCCAUCCAUGCAAUCUUCAGACUACUUAGAAGAGAUUGAAUCAGAGGAUGCCACGUUGGAGGGAACAUCCAAGACCAAAGUCCGGGGCCUGAGAUCUCUGCUGAAGGAAGUUGAGAGGCGGCGUAAUCGUAUCCUGCAGGAUUUAGAGGACUCUAUACCAGUGAGAGGGCCGAGUGGUGAUGGUGGUGACAGCAGCCUCAGGGACCAGAAGAAGGACAUCCACAUGGCGGACACUGUGCCCAUCCACCUCCACUCAGGACAUCCCUCUGUCAGGAGUCCUCCCAAGAGUUGUGCUCCCAGCCAACCAGCACCACCACACCCUGAGGGAAGACCCACAGAGGCCCAGCCAGACACCACACAGACUCAGGACUCCUCCAGCACUGUGCUACCGCUCAGUGAGGAGUCAAUUCCAGUCAGCAGUGACAGCACACUGCCCUCCACCUCACCCUCCCUCCCACAGAGACACAGCACACCUCUGGAACACCAGCCACAGCCCAGAGACACACACACCAGACAGCCACAACCAAGACUCACUGAGUUUCACUCAACCACAACUGGUACAAGUUCUCUCAACUCUGAUGACAUUAAGAUAAACAUUGAUCUUGAUGUUGACAGCAGCAGCCUUGUUGCAUCAGAUGGCAGCCCUGAACAGCUUCAGAAGCAGCAGCAGUCAGAGUCUUACGUCAGCAGCACAGAGUAUUACAGUCUACCUUCAGACCUUCCAGGAAAGGAAUCACUCCAGGAGAUUGAAGACAACCUGAAGAGGAUUCAGGAACACAGGCAACGCAACCAGGACUUAAUUGAUUCCCUGUCAAGGAAGAGAGGAUCACCAGGCCAGCACAUGCCUGCCACAUACCUGGAGAAGCUGAAGGAAGAUGGCAGUGGCAAGAAGCCUCUCACAAGGAAGGAAAAGUAUGAACUCAAGAAGAAAGAGCUCAUCCGUUUCUACAUUGAGAAGUUGCUCCAGAGAGAUCAGGACGGGGAGCUUAGUGCCUCGACUGUGGAAGGUUCAGGUCUAUCCCUCUCCUCUCUUGGCUCAUUCCUGGGCUACCUGGAAGGGGAGGGGCUAGAACACCAACCUUCCAGCUCACCAUCUAUGACUGCAGCCUCUGCCACCUCAAGGUCACCUUCAUCCUAUGAGGACAUUGAUGAGUUUCCUGUGAAGAUGAAGCCUAAAGAUUGGCACCUCCCUCCCCAUACCUCAUCUUCAUCUUCCACUUCCUCUGUCAUCACCACCUGCUCACCUGCUUACUCCAUCCAUACAGACCAUCACUACACCACCACAGCUAUCACCACCACCACCACACAUCCAAAGUACCACAUCACCUCCACUACCACUUCCUCUGCCACAUCUCCACCUCUCACACCUCGUCAGCCUGUGUUGCACCCUGAUCCCAGCUCCUCCUCCACCACACAGCCUCACUACCAUAUUUCAAAGCUCCAUCCAGGGUCACUCAGCUCCUCCUCCUCCACCAACUCCACCUUCAUAAGCCCUAAGCCUGAGCUGAGUGGUGGUGGUUCAGUCUCCACAUCAACAGGAACUUCUAUUGCUGAAACCCCUCAAGAGAUCAGCAGCAGUGAGGAGGGGCACCAGAAGUACAUCACUCCUUCCCUAAGCUACCUUACUCCCCCUCGUGAGGAUGAGUCUUCCUUGGAGGACUCUGAGGUGGCCAUAGAGCCACCCAGCAGCAGCCAUGCAGACCCCAUCAAGCAGCUGCAGUGGUAUGCUACCCAGAGGCAAAGAAUGAGGGAUCGGCAGCAUGCAGACACCACAACCACUAGUGAGGACACUCCUAGGGGAACCACCACUAAGCUGUCAGAGCCUUACAGGAAGCACUUGACUGAUUAUAAGUUCCCUGAAACUAUAACCAUUCCAUCAAGUAUCAUUCAAACUUCCAGUACAAGCAAUGAUGGCCCAAGAUGGGAACUUGGUAAAUUAUCCAAGAUUUCAUGGACAAAGAUGGAUGAUGUAGGGUCCACUGAGGCAGAAAAGAUAUCUAUCUCUUCUGGCACAUCCACCACCACCACACAGACAGGCAGCCAUGGCUCAGAGGAGUCCUCGGUCUCAAUGCCAGACAUGGAGCAGGUGCUGCGGAGAUUUGGCUUGGGCAAGACUAGCAGUAAGUCAUCCUCAGCCACUCCCAGUAAUGAGGAAGAUAGUGGUGAUAGCAAAGGUGAUGAUGGCAAGGAAUAAGGUCUAGGUCAUGUUACAUUUGAUCUUCUGAGGCUGUGAUGUGUUAAGAAGUUUAUUGAACUGUACAGUUUGUUGUGUUUAGAAUGUUUAGUUUAUUGAACAAGUUUGAUGAUUAUGAGAGCUUGCUAUGCUGUGGAUGUGAUGCUUCAAGAUUAUGAUUUUUCAACCUUGUUUCCUUACCAAUGGCAGGUUAAUGACAGGAUGCUGGCAUGCUGUGAUGUCCCACUGUGAUGCCCCCAGAAUGUACUGAAAUAUGUUGAUGUUCCCAAAACGAACUAAAAUAUGUUGAUGUCUUAAAGCAAGACUGACUCAUUGAUGUUUGGUGUGUGUGUGUGUGUGUGUGUGUGUGAUGUAAUGACAGUGUCCCAGAUUAUUGAUGUGGUGCACCAAGUGGCAGCAUAUGCAUGUGAUAUGGCAGACUUUGUAUACUAACACUGCAUGUAAGUUUAUUAUUAUUUUUGAUAAUAUACAGUGAGAGUAAGAUUAUUACUGGUACUACUUUUGAUGUAUUGUAAGACCAUGAUGUUAUAAUGUAAAGGACAGUACUUUGUAUAAACGGAGGGUAUAUAAAUAGUGAUAGUGGAUAUAGUAUUUUCUCAUGAAUAAAGCAUAUUUUACAAGA
Molecule: messenger RNA, 3994 nt
Organism: Scylla paramamosain (green mud crab)
Lineage: Eukaryota; Metazoa; Arthropoda; Malacostraca; Decapoda; Portunidae
Product: mucin-5AC-like
Exons: 8
Coding region: 151-3372 (1073 amino acids)
Source: RefSeq, a predicted model, not a curated record